AUGGCUGAGACUUCCAGAACACAGGUUUACAUGCAAAACAGGGACAAGGCUGUGAGAGUGUCUCCACACACGGUCGCUGAAAUUCAGAUAUUGAUUAACCCUGUGAAUUUGCCUGAAAACCUGCUCCCUGGAACUCAGCUAAGUCGAGCUUAUGAUAAAGACGUGGCUGGAAGACCAAAUGCUUAUCGUUUUCUUAAUAAAACAAACGAUUUCAACAUUGAUGCAGGUUCUGGUGUAAUCACAGCUACCAAGGUGUUUAAUUACGAGUCAGAUCCAAUAAAGUUCCUUCUGAUCGUGGACAGUGGAGGACUUCAGAGACGUGUUUUGAUGGUCAACAUCCUUGAUGUUCCGGAACGUCCAGACUGUACAGCUGACCCACAGUUUUCUUCUGGCACAGCUACCGUUGAACUCCCAGAGGACUUCCCACCAUUUCAGUCCAUUUACAGAGUGACAGCCACAGAUGAGGACUUUGCCAAUGGUGAUCUGCUGAAGUACACCGUGGAAACACAGAUUUCUGGACCAAAGAGAGGUGCCAAAUGUUUUGACGUGGACCCUGUAACCGGUGUUGUUAGUGUGAAUGGUGAAGAUUCCUUGGAUUUCGAUGCUGGACAUCAUGUUUUCCAGCUUGCACUGAGAGCAACAGAUACAAGAGGUCUAUUUUGCCAAGGGUCUCUAAUCAUCAGAAUUCAAAAUGUAAAUGAUGAGAAACCUCAAUUUGAACCAUUUCCUUUGGAUGUGAUUAAUGUAACUGAGAAGAAACCUGUGGGAGAAAUGAUAACAAGAGUAAAAGCAACAGAUAGAGAUGGAGUCGGCAGCAUCACAUAUUCCUUUAAAACUCGGCAAGAAGUGUUUGGCUUGGAUCCCUUUACAGGCAUAAUCAGUCUUCUUCGACCUUUGGAUUUGGAUGAAUCAAGUAAGUCCAAAAUGUAUCCUCUGGAGGUUGAGGCCAGGGAUGACGGAAAUCACACCGGCACGUACGCAUUCACUGUCAUUGUGCAAAAUGUAGAUGACCCGAUUUCCUGUGAUCCAAGUUUUUCAAAUGGAGCAGGUGUUUCAGUGACUGUUCCUGAAAAUACUCGAGCAUCCACUCCUAUAUAUACAAUUCUUUCAAGAGAUCCCCAUGGACAAAUGGAAGUAAGCUUGUUCAAACUUGUGAUUUCUGCGAGAAGCCGGGAGGACCUGUCUGCGGAGUCGUGCACUGGCACCAUUUGGAUAAACAUCCAGAACAUUAAUGAUGAGACGCCUGUCUUUACAUACAUACCAGACCAACCUAUAAAUAUUUAUGAGAAUCUGCCUGUUGGAACCGAGAUGAUCAAAUUGACAGCGACUGAUAAUGACUUAGGGGACUCAGUACAUUAUGAAUUUAUAGGAACCCCCAAAGAAUUUUCCAUACAUGAAGAUUCAGGAGCGGUUACAGUUAGCUACCCUUUGGAUUAUGAAGAUGCAGACACCCCCAAGUACUGGGUGUUAUACUUCAGAGCCUACGAUAACGAACGAAUGCAUUCAACAACUGGUACCCUCACGGUGAUCCUCCAAGACGUGAAUGACAACCGGCCACAAUGCUCGCAAGACAUUUACGUAAUUGAGCUUCCUGAAAACAUCCCAGUGGAAACUCUUUUAGCAUCUCUGACUUGUACAGAUAAGGAUGGAACUGCUCCCAAUAACAAUAUCACUUAUCAUUUGGUGACGGAUAGUUUUUCAAAUGAAACUUUUACCCUCAGAAACAAUGAACUAAAAAUUGGACCUGCACAUCUAGAUUAUGAUAACGCUAUUUUUGCAGGAAUGCACUUCAAAUACACCAUAUUUGUGAAAGUGUCAGAUGGAGGAAAUCCGACAUUAUCAACAAUUAUUAUAGUCAUCCUAAGAGUGACUCGCAUAAAUGAACUGAAUCCAACUGGAAUCAACUCAGAGUUUACCUUCAGCAUACUUGAAAAUAGUCCGGUUGAGACACUGGUUGGAAAAAUCACAUUUACAGAUUCAGACUGGCCGUUUAAUAAUGUGAAAUACAGCAUUGUUGGUGGCAAUUUGGGAACACCUCCCAAAUUUUACAUUGAGCCAGACACAGGAAUGAUAAAGCUAUUGGAUUCCCUAGACAGAGAAAUGCAAUCACAAUACAAGCUAACUGUGACAGUAACGGAUUUGGACAACGAUGCUCUGCCCGAUCCCCUAAGACAGAGAAGUGCCAGUGCCCAGGUGACCAUUGAUGUCCUGAACGUGAAUGAUGAACCUCCGGUAUGCACACCGCCACACUUGGAAAUUCAGAUUUAUUCAACGGUUAAGAUUCCUUUCAUUCAACUCAACUGUUCGGACAAAGAUUCCCCACAGCAACAUCUGAGCUAUUCAAUUUUAAGAGGAAACACAAAUAAUCGGUUCACGCUUUGGAGACGAGCUGCUGAGCCUCCUUCUCUGGCCGCCACGCCGAACUUCCAGGGUGAUGUAUUUCAAGACAUUCUAACUCCCAUGACUUUCCAGUUACUUAUCGAAGUUACUGAUGAAUUAGGUGGGAAUAAAGCUAGGCAGCUGUCAGCCACCACCACAGUCAUAAUUCAUGUGUUUCCCUGGACCAUAACACAGCCAACUUCCUCCACAAAACCAGCUCCAACUACAGUGACCACCUCCGUUCUGAUGAAGAUUUCUUAUUACUGGAGCCCUGACAACUGGAUUCCUGCAGUCCUCACACUCACGGGGGUUCUUUUUCUGGCGUGUCUCUAUGCUGUAGCAUGGUGCCUCUUCAAAGAUGUCGCUGCCUGUUCAAGGUUAUUUCCACACUGUCGUGAACAUCAACAGAACCAGCCAAGUCUUGGAACAGCAGAGUCUGGAAAAGCCAUAAGGUAACAACAUACUUAACUUUGUAGAGAAUGACAUUUGGGGCUUUACGAUUUA
This is a messenger RNA of Ochotona princeps (American pika), 2883 nucleotides long. Its product is annotated as cadherin-related family member 4-like. Gene Ontology annotation, cellular component: plasma membrane. Gene Ontology annotation, molecular function: calcium ion binding. Lineage: Eukaryota; Metazoa; Chordata; Mammalia; Lagomorpha; Ochotonidae. Gene Ontology annotation, biological process: homophilic cell-cell adhesion. The transcript has 21 exons. The record is from RefSeq and is a predicted model, not a curated record. The coding region runs from base 1 to 2835 and encodes 944 amino acids.